AAUAACAUGUCAUGAACAUAAUCUGCAGGAUAGGUUAUCCUCUUAUACUCUCUGACAGCACGGACAUUGGAAGAGCCAUUGCCAUUUCAUGUUUUCAGCAACACCAUGACGGUGCACAGAGCUCCUCCGCGCCGUCCCAGCGCCUGUAGACUAAGGUCCCCACUUGUCCCUCCAGGUGUUCACUCACAAGGGCAGUAACACUUCAUUCACCUGUCACUUGCACUGCUUCCAAAGGCACUGAUUUGCACUAAUCCCUAGCCAUAAGGACAGAUCCUCCAUGCCUGCGUUAAGUACCAACUACCCACGUGCUGUGCCCACAAUAUGAAUUCUCACCCUGCUUUUUCUGGAGCCAGGAUAUCAGGCUGUUGGGCUCUCAGACCAGAUGGAAGCAGUAACAGUGAAGGCUCACUGGACAGACUCCUUCCUGCAGUCGCCACAACUUUGUCUCCACGCAAACGGACAACAAGCCAGUGCAAAUCGGAGCCCCCACUUCUAAGAACCAAUAAGAGGACCAUUUACACUGCUGGGCGACCUCCGUGGUACAAUGAACAUGGCACCCAGUCCAAAGAAGCAUUUGUCAUUGGCCUGUGUGGCGGUAGUGCAUCUGGGAAGACGACGGUCGCCAGGAAGAUCAUUGAAGCCCUGGAUGUCCCCUGGGUUGUGCUCCUGUCCAUGGACUCCUUUUACAAGGUCCUCUCUGUGGAGGAGCAACAACUUGCUAAAAGCAACGACUACAAUUUUGACCAUCCUGACGCCUUUGAUAUUACCCUCUUGGUUCAUACCCUGCGGAAGCUUAAACAGGGCAAAAGUGUGAAGAUUCCCGUGUAUGAUUUUACAAUCCAUGGCAGACAAAAAGAAUGGAAAACAGUUUAUGGAGCCAGCGUAAUCAUAUUUGAAGGAAUAAUGUCAUUUGCUGAUAAAGAAUUAUUGAAACUUUUAGACAUGAAGAUAUUUGUUGACACAGACUCAGAUAUCCGUCUGGUUCGUCGCCUACGCAGAGACAUAACUGAGAGGGGCCGCGACAUUGAAGGUGUAAUCAAACAGUACAACAAGUUUGUGAAGCCUGCCUUUGAACAGUACAUCGAACCAACGAUGCGUCUUGCUGACAUUGUUGUCCCACGAGGUGGAGGAAAUAUGGUUGCCAUUGACCUUAUUGUACAGCAUGUUCACAGUCAACUAGAAGAGAGGAAGCUGCGCUGGGACAUGGCCGCCCUGGCUUCGGCACACCAGUCUCAGCCACUUCCUGAGACCCUGAGUGUUCUGGAGAGCACCCCUCAGGUCAGGGGGAUGCACACCAUUAUCAGAAACAAAGAGACGAGCCGUGAUGAGUUUAUCUUUUAUUCAAAGCGACUGAUGAGGUUGCUAAUAGAGCAUGCACUUUCUUUCUUGCCUUUUCAGAUCUGUACAGUUCAGACGUCCCAAGGGCAAGAUUAUGAUGGAAGAUCAUUUCAUGGGAAAAGAAUUACCGGUGUGUCCAUUCUAAGAGCAGGUGAGACAAUGGAGCCUGCCCUAAGAGCAGUAUGUAAGGAUGUAAGGAUUGGCAAGAUUCUCAUACAGACCAAUCAGGACACGGGAGAACCAGAGUUGCACUAUCUAAGGUUACCAAAGGAUAUCAGUGAAGACCACGUUAUUUUGAUGGAUUGUACCGUCUCGACUGGGGCAGCAGCAAUGAUGGCAGUCCGAGUUUUACUGGAUCAUGAUGUUCAGGAAGACAAGAUCUUUCUAGUGUCCUUACUGAUGGCAGAAAUGGGAGUGCACUCUGUUGCAUAUGCCUUUCCUCAAGUCAAAAUCAUCACCACUGCUGUGGAUAAGAAAGUCAAUGAUUUGUUUCACAUCAUUCCAGGAAUAGGUAAUUUUGGGGAUAGAUAUUUUGGAACAGAUGCUCCACCUGACUGGAGUGAUGAUGACCUGGAUGACCCGUGCUAUUAAGGACACAAGCGGACUUUGACGCUUUCAGGCAGCUAUCCAUACCAGUAACACACUGAAUAAAGACAUCCGGCCGGACAAAUGAAGACGGGUCAUCAUGUGAAAGCUUUAGUGAUCCAUGUGGAACUUUGUAAAUAUGUCCUUCAGAUGAAUGUCAGGAUUUUGCACAUGUAUAUUUAAUGUGUUUUAUUAUUUGAAAAAGUGCAGAUUUAACUAAAUGUAGCUAGAUCGUUUCUCAUGCCCCUGUCUCUUGUCACUCGGCUCCAUUUUCAGGUAAAGUUCUUUGUUAGAGGCAUCGGCAGUGGACACGACCUCAAGUGAGCUGUGUGGGCAGCGCAGGCCGCUACAGCGUGAAAUGAUGUCGUCUGAUGCAAUGUGUGCAGCUUAAGUGAAUAUUUAUACAGUAUAGCCAGAAAGAAAGCUUUUCAAUUCAUCAUUUGACGAAUAAUUCUUAAAAAAAUAUGCAUAUGCAAAAUAGCUUUUCUUUUGAAGAGGUUUUACCUUUAGAAUGCUUGUUACAAAGGAAGACAUUGUCUCUUUUAUUUUAGUAUCAAGUAUGUGUACAUACUGUACAGUAAAGGUGGAGGAGUUGCUGCAGAGACCAGCUUAUCGGAAAAGUGUGUGGGCGCAGUUACUUUAACCCUUCCCUUCUCUCAGUGGCCAGAAUUGUAAUGGCCAAGCAGCUCGUGUGCAAGCAGCAGCGCUCUUUACCACCGUGUGACUUUCAAUCUGCAGCGAGCAGAGCAGCAGUUUGGACGCACAGGCAGUUAAAACACACUCUUCAAGUAAAGCAGACAGUCUUGGUUUGCACUUUUUAUUUAUUUUUUUUUUUAAUAAUCUAUCAUGUAGAUGACUAAAUCAAACAAUGUGUGAAAGUAACUACGUGAUCCCUUUAUAAUGUUCUCAACUUUUUGUAAAUUUUAAGCAACCCUUUGUGAUCAUCCAUGGUUCAGGAAUCAGGGAGACGAUUGAGUAAAUGCUGAAGAGAUUCAGGUCUGCCAUGAGUCGUCGCCAGGCCAGAGCAGUGCCACUUGCGGAUCUCCUAAAGGACUUGUGCCGGCUGUUGUUUAAGCGCUGGUGACCUUUUGUGCUUUAGUUAGAAAAAGUGAAUGCAGGAAUUCUUGCUCUAAAAAGAACACGUUAGCAUGUUGUUAACCAAGUAGAAAUAAUGACUUUCAUUUAAAGUACAAUAUCACGCAGAAUCUUCAUACGUUCUGAAUGUAUAAUCGUCCCGUAAAUACGCCACUUUAUAUGGCACUAAUUUGAUGCAUAAAAAUGUAACCCCCACAUUCUGGAGGUGUACGGGUUAAUCGGAGGACAUUUUUAGUUUUUGUUCAGAACGAUAUAACACUGGAUUGUCGAUGCAGGCCCUUAAGUAAUGAACUUUCACACACCAUUCACGCUAACAGAUUUUAUCCCCUAAGGCCCCUAAGCACAUUUGUCUCAAGGCCAUUGCCAGUCAACUCAAACAGUUUCCAAAAGCUUUUACUUAUUUUUUUGUUGGCUUUAAAUUAUUUGUUUGCACAAAGCAAAAUGUCCAAAUCCUCUUUUACUUCUUGGCCAAUAGAUCCUCAAAGGCAGGCAGUACUGGUGACCAUAAUCAGAGCCGCCAUAAUAAUUCUGUGUACAUUUGAACUGAAUUAGCAUUAUAUUAAUUUUGUAUUGAACAUGGAUGGGUGACUUUGAAGGCUUCAGGGCCCCGUGAGUGUAUGUGGUACGUAAUCUGGCCAGGCUAAAACCGUGAGCUCAGGUAGACAUCUUUCUGAAUAAUCUGCCUCUCCACUCGUAACGCUCCACAUUUGCCAUGUGGGAUCGACAACAGAGUGUCUACUUGGAUGCAUAACUUUAAUUUCAAAGUUGGAGGAGAGUAUCAUCGUGUUCAUGCAGAACGUUUCACUCUCAUGUUCUGUGUGGCACCACUUGAUUGUGAAGACCGCAGCUCAUACUGUUUAGUGUAAUCUGCCCAAAUAUUACAUACAAAAAUACAAUAACCUGUCACAGCCUCCAGUGGGGCUAGCAUCGUGAUUGCUUCUUCUUCUUCUUUCAGCUGCUCCCAUUAGGGGUUGCCACAGCUGAUCAUCUUCUUCCGUAUCUUUCUGUCCUCUGCAUCUUGCUCCAUUACACCCAUCACCAGCAUGUUCUCUCUCACCACAUCUAUAAAUCUUCUCUUAGGCCUUCCUCUUUUCCUCUUGCCUGGCAGCUCUAUCCUUAGCAUCCUUCUCCCAAUAUACCCAGCAUCUCUCCUCUGCACAUGUCCAAACCAAUGCAAUCUCUCCUCUCUGACUUUGUCUCCCAACCGUUCAACUUGAGCUGACCCUCUAAUGUCCUCAUUUCUAAUCCUGUCCAUCCUCGUCACACCCAAUGCAAAUCUUAGCAUCUUUAACUCUGCUACCUCCAGCUCUGUCUCCUGCUUUCUGGUCAGUGCCACCGUCUCCAACCCAUAUAACAUAGCUGGUCUCACUACCGUCCUGUAGACCUUCCCUUUCACACUUGCUGAUAUGAUUGCUGUUGAAUAAAAAAAUGGAAAUAGUCAUCAGAUAUGAAUAGAAGGCAUUAAUCAAAACAUACCAGUUAGUAUACUGGUGGUGAGUCAAGUAGUUAUUGCUGUUAGGCUCAAAUCCUGAUGCUGCGUGGUGUUUGCUCAUGGCCUCUCCCUGUGUCAGCAGGGGGUUUCCUCUCCCAUCCUAAAGACACGCAGGUUAGCCUGAGUGGCAACUCGAAAGCGGCCUGUGUUGGCAGUGUGUGUGUCGAUUAGAAGUGCUGAUUAGGUUCCUCCUUCAUAAACAUCCAAUAAUUCACAACUAAAUACUGAAGUGGCAGUGACCCUGUUCUCCCCGUGCCUGUGUUUGUCACCUCCGACGGCCUAAAGACUGUGCACUGUGUGUUUGAAUGGCGUCACGUUCACUUAUGGCAGCUCGUCUUCUUUUGCUCCUGAAUGGGUUUGAAAAUUGAUGAAUG
This is a messenger RNA of Erpetoichthys calabaricus (reedfish), 4884 nucleotides long. It is a transcript of the gene uckl1b, whose product is annotated as uridine-cytidine kinase 1-like 1b. The transcript has 15 exons. Bases 322 to 1929 code for a protein of 535 amino acids. NCBI's taxonomy places the organism in Eukaryota, Metazoa, Chordata, Cladistia, Polypteriformes, Polypteridae. Gene Ontology annotation, cellular component: cytoplasm. Gene Ontology annotation, molecular function: kinase activity; ATP binding. The record is from RefSeq and is a predicted model, not a curated record.